AAUUAAUACUCUAUUGCAACGUCUACUAUCAAUAGAAUCCUAAACAGACAUGAAAGUGAACAUGCCACAAAUAUACUGCAUAUGUACCUCAAACCCACCGAAACUAACCCUACCCUACACCACAUACAAGAAAAAUAGACAAGAACGAAAAGCAAGCUUCUGUUGCAAGGCUGAUUGCAUGUAUUUAAAAACAUCUCUUUCUGCUCUCUUUUCCCAUUUAUUUCUUCCAUUUCAAGCCAGACAGACGGACUCCCAUACGCCGUUCGUUGCUCUUUUCUUUCAUUCUUUCAUUCUUAUUACUUUUUCCUCCUUUUCAUUAUUUGGGGUUCGUUGGGUUCGGUCUUCGUAAGGUCCUAUCCGUCCCUUAUGAUGCUCAAUUUUUCGGGGUGAUCAUUGAUGAGGGUGCGUAUUGGCAGGAAUCCUUGUAGGUAGGCUUCCAUCCAUACAACAUGACUUCCCCUGGGUUGACACAAGAACCGGAUAUGGACUGGAAACAUAUCAUAUA
Molecule: messenger RNA, 505 nt
Organism: Aspergillus eucalypticola CBS 122712
Lineage: Eukaryota; Fungi; Ascomycota; Eurotiomycetes; Eurotiales; Aspergillaceae
Exons: 1
Coding region: 50-349 (99 amino acids)
Source: RefSeq, a predicted model, not a curated record